Durusdinium trenchii is the source of this 996-nucleotide messenger RNA. The record is from the annotation of a GenBank genome assembly. NCBI's taxonomy places the organism in Eukaryota, Dinophyceae, Suessiales, Symbiodiniaceae.
AUGCCUUGCGGCAAGUGCCUGGGUGCGCCGCUGACGGGCGCAGCGGGUUUGACUACCCUAGUUGAGAGUACAAACAAGUGACACAAGUGAAACCCUUUCUUUUGAUUUGAUGAGGAUUUUUGCAUGAGGUACAUAUCUACUCAGAAAGUGGGGUAGCAAGCCGUUAUAUAGUUAGAUGAAGCUGUACCUGGGUCUCCCCAACAACUGCGUCCAUGGCUGCUUGUGCGCGUUCAUUUGAGUCGAUGAGGAGGAAGCACUUGGGCACUCUGCAAAUGCCCUUCAUGGACCAACAGGCUGACAUCUUCCAGGAAGCAGCAAGGACCACGCCAUCCUCAGGCAGCAUGGUCUGUAGCCUGUUCGAAGGCUCUGCCGGGAAGCCUUCCACCUUGUCGGAGUGGGAUGUUCCCAAGCCCUCGCGGUCUGUCACACCUCCACCAAAGCCGUCCGACAAGGUCUAUGGGCUCCCCAGCCAGACUGCCAGCAUGGAGGGAGGAGUACGAAGGACGCGCGGCGCGUCCGGGCCCAAUCCGGUCUAUGGACCGUCCAAGGUGGGUGGCCUCCUCUGCUGGGAUGCAUGAUUGGAGUCGUGGAUGGGGGGCACCAGAAUUGCCAAGAACGCCUUGAAUCUGGACACGAGGCCCAUGUAUUGGAAGCGUCACGGUUGCCGAACUCGGAAAUGUGGAUGAUCCUGAAAAGGUUCCUCUUCUCAGCUUUUGCAGACCACUCUUGUGGUUGUGGUUGGAUGCUUCUCUGUCGUGAUAGACGGAUAAUCCUUGAACAUUCUGAAGCUGUGCCGUCCAACCGGGUGAAAGCUUCUGGUUAGGUCAAGGAUGUAGAGAUAGGUCUACUGGACUUGGUGUCAGUGACUGAUGAAGAUUGGGUGAAAAAGGCGCUGUUGCCCUGUCCUCAUGUUUCACAAAGCUCGAGCCGUGAGUGCUGCUGUGCUACCAGCAGCCCUUGGGGAGAGGUGAUGGUUGCGAGGCGAAGUUUCACCCU